Molecule: messenger RNA, 677 nt
Organism: Drosophila takahashii
Lineage: Eukaryota; Metazoa; Arthropoda; Insecta; Diptera; Drosophilidae
Product: protein LLP homolog
Biological process (GO): dendrite extension
Cellular component (GO): nucleolus
Molecular function (GO): RNA binding
Source: RefSeq, a predicted model, not a curated record
ACAACGCACGUGUUUACGUUUUUGGCAAAUUGAACGCAAUUCCUUAUUUCUUCGUUAUUUUCGGUUAUUAAUUAAUAGCCGACAAGCAAAAUGGGCAGAAAUAAUCGCUCCCGAAAGCGCCGCGAUGAGAUGAAUAAGAUAAAGAAGGCGCGGUAUGAAGCCAAAGAGUUGAUUCGCCUGAAGAAAACUCUGGGACUCCUGGAUGCCGAUGGAAACGAGAUCAUGAAAGAUAUCAGCGAUGUGGUCGAAGUUAAGACCUCCAAGGAGCUCAAGAGGGAAGCCAAAUCCAAGGAGGAGCAGGAACUGAUUUACGAGCACCAGGAGAGUCUCGAAAAAGGCGAAAAAGUAAAAGUAACCAAUGAAAAUACGGGCGUGGAGCACGUUUUCAACAGCAAGACCCUCAAGGAUCAGUACGGCAAUUAUCCUGCGUGGUUCAAGAAGAAGAAGACCGCCAAGCGUCUAAGGAAGAAGCAGCACUCGCAGAAGAAGAACUUCAAACAGGCAUGGACUACGGUUAAUGUACCCCUAUAAAUCGGGGGAUAGAGCUACCCUUUUGGUAUCUUAACAUAGUUUGUAAGUCCCCGCUUAGUUUAGUAGGUUUUGUAGGCCAUUUCUACAAAGAUGUUAAUAGCUAAGACUAUAUAUUGCAUAUUAAAGCCUUAACAAGUUUAUAAAAA